CCCCACCCCCCGUGUGUGUGUGUGAGGCGGGAGGAAGCGGAAGUUUGACAUGUUUACCUCAGCCUGUGGGACUGGGUGAAGCGCGGCCCCUGAUCUUUCUCACCGUCUGGAGGGGGGUUUUCCUGGGAUCCGCGGAGAUGCCGUUGGCCAAAGAUUUGCUAAACCCGUCUCCUGAAGCAGAACGGAAGCAGCACAAGAAGAAACGUCUGGUGCAAAGCCCCAACUCGUACUUCAUGGAUGUCAAGUGCCCAGGCUGCUACAAGAUCACAACGGUGUUUAGCCAUGCCCAGACUGUCGUGUUGUGUGUCGGCUGCUCCACAGUUCUGUGCCAGCCCACUGGGGGCAAGGCCAGACUCACAGAAGGCUGCUCAUUCCGGAGGAAGCAGCACUGAGCAGAGUCAGCAGGAGGAUGGUCUGCCCUAAUGACUGAUUUCCAGUGACUACAACCCUUGGGCUGUAGAGCCUGUAAUUUCAUUGAUUGCAAUGAAUGUGAUUGUAUAUUGCUGUUGGUUAAAGUGAGCAUUUACAGUGUUUCACCCUUAUGUAUCCACAGCGUCUAACUAAUAAAAUCAGACUCUUCACAAUCCAA
This is a messenger RNA of Carcharodon carcharias (great white shark), 589 nucleotides long. RefSeq names its product 40S ribosomal protein S27-like. Gene Ontology annotation, molecular function: RNA binding; structural constituent of ribosome. NCBI's taxonomy places the organism in Eukaryota, Metazoa, Chordata, Chondrichthyes, Lamniformes, Lamnidae. The transcript is spliced from 4 exons. Gene Ontology annotation, biological process: translation; ribosomal small subunit assembly. The record is from RefSeq and is a predicted model, not a curated record. The coding region runs from base 138 to 392 and encodes 84 amino acids. Gene Ontology annotation, cellular component: ribosome; cytosolic small ribosomal subunit.